This is a messenger RNA of Teleopsis dalmanni, 1162 nucleotides long. It is a transcript of the gene GstS1, whose product is annotated as glutathione S-transferase S1. NCBI's taxonomy places the organism in Eukaryota, Metazoa, Arthropoda, Insecta, Diptera, Diopsidae. Gene Ontology annotation, biological process: glutathione metabolic process. Gene Ontology annotation, molecular function: glutathione transferase activity. The coding region runs from base 218 to 937 and encodes 239 amino acids. The record is from RefSeq and is a predicted model, not a curated record. The transcript has 6 exons.
UUUCUGAGCUUUCAUUAAAGCUGUAGCUGUGCGGGUUGAAACCAGUUAGCUGAAACCGUGUGUUCUUGUCUUUCGAAGAGUGUUUAAUCAGAUUUUUUGUGGUUCGAGAAUUGAUAAGUUUUUGUGUUGUUGUGCCGGAAAAGUGUUUAUAGUAAACACUUGAAAAUCUUAUUCGUUCGUACAUUAAACUUGAAAAAAAAGUUGAAACCAAUUAAAAAUGGCAGAUGAAGCUCAAGCACCACCAGCAGAGGAGGCACCCGCCGCACCAGCCGAGGGAGAGGCCCCAGCAGCUCCAGCUGAACCCGCUGAACCAGCUGAACCAAUUAAGCACACAUACACGCUCUUUUACUUUAAUGUAAAAGCUUUGGCCGAACCAUUGCGCUACUUGUUCGCCUAUGGAGGCAUUGAGUAUGAAGAUGUGCGUGUAACACGUGAUGAAUGGCCAGCAUUGAAACCAACUAUGCCAAUGGGGCAAAUGCCUGUAUUGGAAGUUGAUGGCAAACGUGUGCAUCAGAGCAUUUCGAUGGCACGCUUCUUGGCCAAAACUGUUGGUCUUUGCGGUGCUAGUGCAUGGGAAGAUUUGCAAAUCGAUAUUGUCGUUGACACUAUCAAUGAUUUUCGUCUAAAAAUUGCAGUCGUUUCAUAUGAACCGGAGGAUGAUAUCAAAGAGAAGAAGUUGGUGACACUCAAUGCUGAAGUCAUUCCAUUUUAUUUGGAGAAAUUGGAACAGACUGUUAAGGAUAAUGAUGGACAUUUGGCAUUGGGCAAGCUCACCUGGGCUGACGUCUAUUUUGCUGGCAUUAUCGAUUACAUGAACUACAUGGUAAAGCGCGAUCUUUUGGAACCAUAUCCAGCUUUACGCGGUGUUGUAGAAGCCAUCAACGCUUUGGAACCAAUUAAAGCUUGGGUUGAAAAGCGUCCAGUUACUGAAGUUUAAAUAUCAACUCCAAAUUUUUAAAAAGGCAUGAUAAGUGUAAAGGCUUAAGAACGGAAUGAGACAGCAAAAUAGAUACUUAAGCUCAAAUAAAUAUAUCACACAAUCGCAACUCUACAAUCUACAAGAUAUUUUCAAACUAAUAUUUCAAUAGUACAUAUAAACAUAUGAAAACAACAAAAACACAAUAAACACAAACAACAACAUAAACAUAAAUUUUAAACAAAA